Thlaspi arvense is the source of this 1557-nucleotide messenger RNA. Lineage: Eukaryota; Viridiplantae; Streptophyta; Magnoliopsida; Brassicales; Brassicaceae. The record is from the annotation of a GenBank genome assembly.
CAAGAAGAAGAUUAAAAGUCAUUUCACCUUCUUGUUGAAUCCGAAGAGUUGCUUAUAAUCCUCAUUAGAAAAAAAGAAAAGAAAUAAAAACUAGAAACAACCAGUUAGCCAUGAAAAAUCAUUCUACAACAAUAGUAUCAAUUUUCUUUUAAAACCUUAAAUCAUUUUUUUUGCGUGUGGUUUUUUGUUCUUUCCCAGCCAAAUCAAGGAGGAACUAAUCAAGAGAUCUGGUAUGCAAUUUGUUUGGCGGAGAAUAAAUAUAACAAAGGUGGUCGAUAGAGAAGAAAAACGAAUUUCGGGUUUUGUAGGAAAGCUAAAGAUACCAGGUGAGAAAAAAAAUUGGUGUUUCACUUGAGUAAGAAUCACAAUGGAUUGAAUUCCGAUUGGGUUACACAUGACUAUCACGCUGCUUUCUUAUUAAUCAGGUAACUUUUGGAAUCCAGCUUCGAUUUGGUUGUUUGUAUAUAUGCUGAAUUGGUUUCCUUUUGAUUGACCCGAUUUUUGGAAUUGGGGUUUUAUAUUGCUGUUACCGCCAUUGUUAACUUGAUUGCUUCACGAUAAUUAAUCAUUUUCUUUGAGUUGAAUUGAUUGAUUUGUUUUUUUCUGGUAUGUGCUUCAUGAGCGAGUUUGAACUAGCUGAUUAGCAGAGAAAACGAUACUAUAAGAAAAAAAGUCAUGUAAAGGAAAGAAAUAUCUACUAAUUCUGGAAGAUCUGAUUAGAAAAAAAAUUGUUCACUAGAAUUUGUUUGUGUUGAAGAGUUGAAAGGUUUAAUUCGCUUGAAGUGUUUAAAAAUUCUAAAAGAACUCACGUUAUAGGCAAAUAGUAAAAAAAUAAAUGUAAAGCAUGAGUCCAUGAAUCAGAGAGCUAAACUUGGUUAUGAGUACAUGAAUAAUAGAGUUUAGAGUCUAGAUGGAGAUGGAAGAGGGCGUUGAAGUGGAGAAGAGGAGAGCUAGAGCUCCAUCACUGGUGGCUGAGGAAAAACAGUAUACCAAAGCUGGGCUUACGCGGAUAGUGAUGGAGAAGAUUCAUGAUAUGUGGAGGAAAGAAGAAUUUGUGAGGCUCAAGUUCCAUGAAGUGCUUCCUCGCGACAUGAGGACGAUACAUGAAAUAGUUGAGCCAGAUAGUUUUCAUGAUCAAGGAGAGGUCCGGAUUGUUUGUGCAACCAUCGCAUUUGGGAUGGGAAUAGACAAAGCAAACGUGCGUUUCGUUAUACACAACACAUUGUCGAAAGCGAUAGAAAGCUACUAUCAAGAGUAAGGGAGAGGAGGAAGGGACGGGCUUCGAGCGCAGUGCAUUUGCUUGUACUAGAAGAAAGAUUUUAGCAGAGUCGUGUGCAUGCUGCGUAACAGACAAGGUAGAAACAUGGAUAGGUUCAAGUGUUGGGGUACUGAGUCAGUCUUUUUCAUCUGUUUGAUAUAAAUGUAUAAACAGAUUGAUUCAGAGUAACAUCUCUACACUAUAUCAACCUUAUAGAUAGCCAUACUUGUUUAAAGAUAUACACAUGGUUAUAUAGAAAGAUCAUAAAAAUUUAAUACAGUUUAAAGAAAAUAUAUUUA